CCCGCCACCCACGUCACACCUCACUUGGACGGCCUCUCGCGCGCACACGCCCACACACACACUCCAGCCACUCCUCCUUUACUGCCACGCAUUUCCCUGAGCGCCGGCAGCGGGUCCCAUCAGGUCGCUCGUACCUUCAUUCGGCGGUGACACAUGGGGAUCCUCCGCGGUAGGAGCAUUAAACAAAAACACAUGAUGUCAUCGAAGCCACAGCCGGAGAAGCAGGCGCCUGGCGACGUUGCACCUCCCAACUCUCCUGUCAACAACCCGGGCCUUGUCCUGGACGGAGGUGGCACCGAAGAGGACUUUGACGACAGAACGGGUGGCAGCAAGAGCCGCCGGCAAUCGAGCCGGGAGCGACAACGACGGCCUCAUCGCGGCUUGUCGAGGGGCGUGAGCGCGGCGAUGCUCAAGCAGGGGACGGAUGAGCCCGAUCCAGGCAUGUUUGAUCGCGGCCCUCAAACCCCGGAUUUCCAGCAGGGCUUCUCGCAGGAUGAGUCGCAGUCGGCGGGCGAGGUCGCGGUUCCCUCGGGGGCCCCGCGGAUUCAUGAGUGGCACGUCGAGCGCAAGGAAGCGGUGGCCGAGGCGUGCGACUCCCUCGGCAUCGGUAGCGGCAAGAGCGAGUUCUUCGAGAUGCCGCGGGUGGUCGGGAUGUCCGGGCCCGGCGGCUCCGGCAAGUCCACGUUGGCCUCGAUGGUCAUCGCGCGACAGGACGUCCGCGAGUACUUCUACAAGGGCGUCCUGUGGCUCCCGGUAGGGGAGGGGGCCAAGCACUGCCUGCCCGAACUGAUGCUCCACCUCGCCCGGAUGGUGUACGAGACGGUGCUGCGGAAGGCCUGCCGCCCGCCCCGGUUGGCCGGGGUCGGCGUGGACCCGGAGGACGGCGCCGGCUACAUCCACGAGGUCGUGAACGAGAGCAACCACCGGUUCCUCGUCGUGGCCGAUGACAUCCGCGAGCCCGAGGUGCUGGAGGAGCUCAAGUGGGCCGGCGUCUGGGUGCUCUACACCUCCCGCCGAGACGACCUGCUUACGGGGGCCCCGCUACUUAGACUGGACGCCGUCACGAAGGAGGAGGGGGGUAUGGUGCUGAGGCGGGCGGCGGGCCUAGGCGACGACGCGACCCUCCCGCCAGCGGCGCACGAGCUCAUGCAGCGCUGCGAGUACGGCGCGAUGCAGCUGGCUUUCGCCGGUAGGUGGGGCGUGGUCCGCGGCAAGAGCGACGAGGAGGCCUGGCGGGCGGCCCUGGGACACAUCGCGGAGGCCCAGAAACGGGGCGGGAACGGUCGGUUACUGGCCUGGCGCGACGCCAUGCUGCGCAUCGGCCCGGACGAGCUCGAGGCUGACUCCCUGCACACGAAAGAGCUGUACCUGUCCCUGGCGAUACUGCCCAAGGGACUAGCCUUUCGAUCCAAGGUGGCCGCGGUGUUGCUCUACGGCGACGAGUGCUCGGCGGACGAGCUGGAGGCCGCGGGGAAGGCGCUGGAGACGCUCGAGCGCUUGUCGAUCCUCACGCUGGAGGUCAGCGGCAAGUACCGCGUCCACGAGGUCCACGCGGACUUCGUCCGCGAGUGCGAAGUGGCCAACAAUGAGGAACGCGAGAUGGCGCUGGCGCGGUGGCGAGGGUACGCCUCCGACCUGAGGGCCCUCAGCACGUACUCGAGCGCAUGGCUGGUGAAGAUCUGGGACGUGAUCGCGCAGUUGGAAGGGACGGGGCCCGUGGCCAGCCCGUACGACGCGGCGUUGGACAGGGUAGACCCGUCGAGCCCCAAGCUCGCCAAGGCCCUGAAACGAGCCGCCCGGUUCCACUGGCGGCGGGAGGACAGGCUGGAGGCCUACACCAAGCAGUACCAGCUGAGGCUGAUCGAGGAGACCGCGGCGGAGGGGCCCAGCAGCCUGGCGGUCGCGAAAACCCUUCACAUCCUCGGCAUGUGCGUCUACAAGGCGGGCCGCAAGGAGGAAGCCGAAGACAACUACCAGAGAGCGCUGACGAUUUUCAGGGAGAGGCUGGGCCCCGACCACCUCGAGGUGGCCCACACCAUGUACGAGCUCGGGCGCUGCUUCUACACUGCCGGCCGCACGAAGGAGGCAGAGAAGUACCUCCGGCAAGCCCUGGCCAUAGAGGAAGAAAAGCUAGGCCUCCACCAUCUGGACGUUGCGAGCACCCGUUACCACCUCGGCGUGUGCCUCUACAGGGCCGGGAAGAUGGAGAUGGCCGAGGAGACUCUGCGACCGGCGCUGGCCAUCUGGGAGGGUCACCCCUCAGGCGACAGCCUGAACGUCGCCCACGCCCUGCACUCGCUCGGGCUGUGCGCCCUCAAGACGGGGCGGACGAAGGAGGCCGAGGGGCUGCUCAGGCAGUCUCUUGGCAUCCGGGAAGACCUGGACCCGAACCACGCCGACGUUGCGAGCACGCUGCACUACCUGGGGGCUUGCGCUUCCGACGACCGGCGGACGGGAGACGCGGAGAAGCUGCUCCGCCGCGCGCUCGCCAUCAGGGAGGAGAAGCUCGCGCCCAACCACCCGGACGUGGGGCGCACCCUGCACCGCCUCGGGGUGUGCGUCCACGAGGAGGCCGGUCCGACGAAGGAAGGGGAGGAGCUGCUCCGACGAGCGCUCUCGAUCAAGGAGGAGCAGCUGGGCACCCACCACCCCAGCGCGGCCAAGACGAGGAAAGCCUUGAAGGCUUACGCGCCCCCGCCGAGCCUUGCCGAGAGGUUGACGGUGCCCCUGCUUGUUGCGGGUGGCCUGCUGGGCGCGACUCUGCUGUUGUUGCGAAGUAGGCGAACUGGCCGGUCGUAAGACCUGCACUAGUAUCUCUGUGUUCGGUGUUGAGUUUUGACUGCCGCUUGCCUGCGCCAUUUGGGAACAAGUGCAGAGAGGAUCUCGCGCGAUGUUGUUGUGUUGUCGAAGCCUGCCGGACGAAAACAUGUCGUACGAGAAAAAUACCGCCAUACGCCAAACAAGGAUCUUGGGGCGUGCCUGCUUUGUUUUGGAAUUUUCGAAAUUCUGCCGCAGUUUUAUUUUACCAAUCAGCGAACUGCGUGCCACAAAUAGUUUUUUCACCGUUUACUACCUUCUUCCGCGUUGGGGUGGGCAGCAGGAGGAUAUAUUCCGUGGAUGAGCUUGACUGCUGUAUCCUUUUUAUGGAGAUGGGCCAGUGAAAUAAUGUAUACCGGGACGCUACUACAACAUGAAAACUUGGGUUGUUGCAGGAGAAUUUGCAAGGUUGUGUGUUCGGGAGUGCUGUAGUUCAGGAUAUGUAGGGGGUUGUCAAAUGCCAGAUAUUAAGGGAAGGGGAGAGCAACAUGCAUUCAUGUCUCGUAUAGUCUAGAGAGAGAGCAAGUCUGACGCUCUUCAAUAAUAAAAUGUGUUUGAGUAGGAAGUAGAACGGAAAGUAAGGCCCUCCCGAAGAGGUAUCAUUCGUGUGGGAGCUUUGGAGUAGAUCUACGGGGAAAAAGUGGGUGUAUUUUUGUGUUGGGAAGAAGUCCCCACGUCGACUUGAACAUUGAAGUGGAAAGCAAGUAUGAGACCAGCAGGAGACUAGUGUGGUGAACCCGCGGUGCAAUAUGAAUGAAUGAACAAUGCAGUGGUCCUUGACGGAUAGGCCGGCAGGGAGGCUUAUUUCAACAAUUUAUCUGCAGAAGUUCAGGUAGUCAGUCUGCAGACGAUCUUCACCUCCGCCCAAAGAAAAGAGUGUGGUGUGCGGGUAGAAGCAUGAAGAUGGGACCCGUGCCCCUGUUGAAAAGACGAUGACCGACCGCACUCAACUACCAGACU
This is a messenger RNA of Ectocarpus sp. CCAP 1310/34, 3777 nucleotides long. Lineage: Eukaryota; Phaeophyceae; Ectocarpales; Ectocarpaceae. The record is from the annotation of a GenBank genome assembly.